AAUUUACUUUUUUGCGCCAACUCCCUUUCAAGCUUGGUUUCCUCCUCCCUUUCAAUAACUGGGUGCCUAAUGUGGUCGCCGAAGACUGAGGAAUAUUUUCUUUUGUAAAUCUUUCAUUUUCCUAGGUCACUCGCUAUUCCUCCAUCAUGGCGCGGGCACGCAGUAACAACCAGAAUGCUCAAGGCCAAAACGGUCAAGCUGGCCCAAACGGUCAAACCGGUCAGAAUGGCCAGCAAAAUCAAUCCAAUCGACAAGCUCGCGCUGUCUAUGGACCUCAAUCAGCGCUGACUGACUUCCUUGCUUCGCACAACAUCUCUGCUGCUCAGAUCCGCUCAGAUGCCGAAGCACGUCGCCGACAAGCUGCACGUGAGGAUGCAGCCCAAGAUGAAAACGGGAACGGCGAGUCUUCUGCAGCAGGUGCCAGAUCCGGGCGACGUUCUAGUCGCAACAACAAUGACGAAGCUUCCCUAAAGCGCAAGCGAGAAGAAGAGAAGAAGCUCGCAAAGAUCAAGGAGAGCAAAGCCUUCAAGAAGCGCAAGCAACGAUCAGACUUAUCUGAUGACGAAAUUGCUCGUGCGCUUAUGGAACAGAACUCUGGUCCUCUGCCAGGACAGAUAGAGAACUGCGAAAUUUGCGAGAAACGAUUCACUGUCACGCCUUACUCGGUCGCUGGUCCCAAUGGAGGACUUCUUUGUCCUCCUUGCGGAAAGGAGAUCGCCAAAGAACGAGAAGGCGGACAAAAAAAGAAGCCGAAGAAGCCGGUCAAUACGGGUCCUGUUGGAAGACGUCGAGCCAUUCAAAGCCGAAUACUUGACGGCGAUGUUGGUACCAAGAGCUUGGCCACUCUGUGUGUACAGACUCUGGCCAAAAACGUCGAUCUGGCCGACAGUCUUGGAGACCUCCCGGAUCAUUUGAUCGACAAGAUUGCACGCAUGUUCUCCAAGCGUCGACUCCUCAAGCCAGAGACUUUACCGCUUUUUGUUCAGCCCGGCACUGAGGACCUCCAUAUCUACGAUGGUGCAAAGCUUGGUGGACAAGAUUAUAUCUCCAUUUUUCAGACGGCUUCAAAGCUUCGUAAUCUCAAGAUCCGAUGUGGUAUCCAGUUCAAGGACGAGGUCAUGGAUUACCUCUUGUCCCGUGAUAUCAAUCUUGAAACGUUCUAUCUUCACGGAGCCAACCUUUUGAGCGACGAAAAGUGGCACAAGUUCAUCCAGGAGAAAGGCGAAAAGCUGAAGGGUAUCCAAGUCUAUUAUACAGACAAUCACUUUGGCGAUGAAACCAUAGCCAUGCUGAGAGAUCAUUGCCCCAACCUCAAGCGACUCAAGGUUGAGAAUAACCAAAAGCUGACCAACGACGGUGUCAAAACGAUCGCAAGUCUGUCGGCUCUAGAGCAUCUCGGACUUCAAUUACAGCACAAGACUGAAUCCGACGCUUACAUUGAAGUCGUCUCGAAAAUCGGUGCCAAACUCAAGACCUUGUCUCUGAAGAUUGUUCCCGAAGUUGACGAUGGGUUGUUGCAGGCUAUUCAGGAACAUUGUCGUUCCCUUUCCAAAUUUCGAAUCACAGACAGUGAGUUCAUGACUGACCAGGGUUUUGUUGAUCUCUUCACCAACUGGGCCAAUCCUGCUUUACACUUUGUGGAUCUCCAGAAAUGUCGACAGAUUGAUGCAAGUAAGCCUCGAGAGAACCCAGAUAGCGUUGGACUCUGCAGCGAGGGUUUCAAGGCGUUGAUGACCCAUUCGGGUGAUAAGCUUCAGUACCUCAACAUCCAUGCUUGCCGCCACAUCUCACGCGAGGCUUUCGAAGAGGUCUUCCACAAGGAUGCUCAGUAUCCAGAGUUGAAGGAGCUGGAAAUCAGUUUCUGCGAAGAGGUGACUGAUUUCAUUUUGGGGUCUAUCUUCCGAUCUUGUCCCAAGAUCCGAGAGGUCAACGUUUUUGGAUGCAUGAAGGUCAAGGAGGUCCGCGUACCUCGUGGCGUCAUCCUUGUUGGUGUUCCGAAUGCUCAAGGCAUGGUGGUCGAGGGAUCUCAUGAUUAAUCUUGUGUGAUACAGGGCGUGGUGAUUGGUGUUUGGAGUUAUGAAACAAUCUGAGCAUGGCCUUUGAGUCAGUAGCAGGGCAUUGCAUGGCGCACGGUAAUGUGUAAAGCUAGGUUGAAUGAAAUA
Messenger RNA from Fusarium redolens, 2162 nucleotides. RefSeq lists its product as uncharacterized. Gene Ontology annotation, cellular component: SCF ubiquitin ligase complex. Bases 147 to 2036 code for a protein of 629 amino acids. Gene Ontology annotation, biological process: SCF-dependent proteasomal ubiquitin-dependent protein catabolic process. The record is from RefSeq and is a predicted model, not a curated record. The transcript has 4 exons. Lineage: Eukaryota; Fungi; Ascomycota; Sordariomycetes; Hypocreales; Nectriaceae.